CGCCCGCGCGACGCGCGCGCGCUCGGCUGGACAUGCUCGCCGCGAUCGCGAAACGCGCCGCCUCGUCAGCGUGCGCCCGGACGGUGCGCGCGACGCGAAGCGACGACGCGCGAGUCGACGAUCGCUCGACGCGUGGGAUCGAUUGCGAAACGAUCGGUCGCGCGCGCGACGCGGUGACGCGCGCUCGCGCGCUCGAACGACGGCGAAACGAAUGACUGAUGGAUCGCACGCGAACAGACGACGACGCACGCGCGUUGGACGCGGGCGUUCGCGGCGGAUGCGAACGAUGAGAAGAUGGUCAUCGAGACGCCGGUGCCGUUCAAGGGACAUCUCAUCGUACCGCCGUCGCAGAUGGUGGAGACGACGAAGAGCGAGAUUAUCGAUAUGUUCACGCAGGCGUACAUGAUGCGUCGAUUGGAGAUCGCGGCGGAUGUGCUUUAUAAGGGGAAGUUUAUUCGCGGUUUUUGUCACCUGUACGACGGUCAAGAGGCGGUGUGCGUGGGCAUGGAAGCGGCGUUGAAUAAGCAAGACGCGGUGGUGACGUCGUAUCGGGAUCAUUGUAUUCAUCUUGGUCGUGGAGGGACGCCGCUCGAGGUGAUGGCGGAGUUGAUGGGACGCGUGGACGGCGCGGCGAAGGGGAUCGGCGGGUCGAUGCACAUGUACCGCCGAGAGGCAAACUUUUUCGGCGGCAACGGCAUCGUCGGCGCGCAGACCGCGAUCGGGGCCGGUUUGGGGUUCGCAUUCAAGUACAACAAACAACCGAAUGUGGCGGUGACGAUGUAUGGAGACGGGGCGGCGAAUCAAGGGCAGUUAUUCGAGGCGCUCAACAUGGCGGCUCUCUGGGAUUUGCCCGUGAUUUUCAUGUGCGAAAACAACCAUUACGGUAUGGGUACCGCACAAGAUCGCAGUGCGAAGAGCCCUGUCUAUUACAAGCGUGGGGAUUACGUUCCGGGUUUGAAAGUUGACGGCAUGGACGCCCUCGCGGUGAAGCAAGCGAUGAAGUUCGCGAAGGAGUACUGCGUCGCGGGCAACGGCCCGAUCGUGAUGGAGAUGGACACGUACCGUUACCACGGCCACUCCAUGAGCGACCCGGGAAGCACGUACCGUACGCGCGAUGAAAUCACGGGCAUUCGCCAAGAGCGCGAUCCCGUCGAGCGUUUGCGCAAGCUUAUCACUGAACAUAAUUUGCUCGACGCGACGCAAAUUAAGCAAAUCGAAAAGGAGCAACGGCGCAUCGUCGACGAGGCUGUCGAGCAAGCCAAGGCGAGCCCGCUGCCGCCGAACGAAAACUUGACUAAAAACAUGAACACCAACUUGGAGAACAUCGUCGUUCGCGGCGUAGACUCGCAGACUUUCCACGCUUUAGUUUAA
This is a messenger RNA of Ostreococcus lucimarinus CCE9901, 1371 nucleotides long. RefSeq lists its product with no specific name. Gene Ontology annotation, biological process: pyruvate decarboxylation to acetyl-CoA. Lineage: Eukaryota; Viridiplantae; Chlorophyta; Mamiellophyceae; Mamiellales; Bathycoccaceae. The coding region runs from base 295 to 1371 and encodes 358 amino acids. The record is from RefSeq and is a predicted model, not a curated record. The transcript has a single exon. Gene Ontology annotation, molecular function: pyruvate dehydrogenase (acetyl-transferring) activity. Gene Ontology annotation, cellular component: intracellular membrane-bounded organelle.